CCCUCAGGCGCCAUUCAGUUCCACAAGUACACUCCAAUAAGUAAUCAUUUUUUCAAUUGACAACUUUCAUCUGCUUAUUUCUUAAAACUGUUUUUGUGGAAAGGGCUCACUACGGUCCGAGUAAAUCGUCAUGACUGCUGUGAAAUUAUCUAUUCUUGCGCUCUUUAUGGUAGCAUCUGCUGCUGCCUACGUCACGAGCAGCGAUUGCGACUUUUCUGACAUUGACCUGGACGGUGCGGUGGAACGAAUUCUCGCCACACUUCCGAAAAAUGUCACCGUUAAAGGAGAUGAAUUUCAGCCCGUCUUCCAAGGUCUCGAAGUGGGUGGAGUAGUCGCGGCUGGUAUGAACCAGAUCAAGCGGUACGGUGCCUUGAAGCCCUUCUGCGUGGACAAGCAGCGCUUCCUGGAGGUGGAAUUCAUCGACAACGCCGAUGUAGCGUUUUACUUUCCCUGGCGCACAUGUUCCGGCAACGAGGGGAAAGUUAUGAUGCACGCUGAGUUCUCGCGAUUCACCGUCAUCUUUCGCGUAGAAGGAGGGGGCUUCGCUGGCAACUCCGUUCUCCGCUACGAAGGCCCUACGGUUCCUGUGAACACGCACAAUGUUCACGUUAUCAUCGAAGGUGCCGGAUCAGUAGGCAGAAUUUUUAGCGGAGUGCUCAGCCGGGUUCUGUCCUCGUUUGCGAAUGAAUUUUGGAAUGACGAGUUCUUUGGCCUGUUUAGAGCUUUUGUUCAGAAAGCACUCGAAUGAAUGUUAGCCACAGUUUCUGCCACGCACAGCACAGACAGUUUAGCUAUCGUAGUGUAAGAGUCGGAGAGGCUUCAGUUCAGUCCGCAGUGUUUCUGGAUAGUACACUGCGAUGGCUUUGCAGCAUGUGACGGUUACCUGUUCUAAAUAAACAGUUGGUGAAACUUA
Rhipicephalus microplus (southern cattle tick) is the source of this 913-nucleotide messenger RNA. RefSeq lists its product as uncharacterized. Lineage: Eukaryota; Metazoa; Arthropoda; Arachnida; Ixodida; Ixodidae. The record is from RefSeq and is a predicted model, not a curated record.